Cinclus cinclus is the source of this 2485-nucleotide messenger RNA. RefSeq names its product F-box/LRR-repeat protein 21-like. Bases 1092 to 2402 code for a protein of 436 amino acids. The transcript has 5 exons. Gene Ontology annotation, cellular component: nucleus; SCF ubiquitin ligase complex; cytosol. The record is from RefSeq and is a predicted model, not a curated record. NCBI's taxonomy places the organism in Eukaryota, Metazoa, Chordata, Aves, Passeriformes, Cinclidae. Gene Ontology annotation, biological process: SCF-dependent proteasomal ubiquitin-dependent protein catabolic process; entrainment of circadian clock by photoperiod; regulation of cell cycle. Gene Ontology annotation, molecular function: protein binding.
UAAAGGUGUAGCAACAAGAACAAGUUCUGGCCAAAUUCCAGCAGGCAGAGCACAGAUGCUGUGUACACCAGCAAUACUUUGCUGCACCUUUUCCUACAUCUGGAGUGCUGUUUCUGGUCUGUAGUGUGACUUGUGGUUUAGGGAAAUGCCCUUUCUGGUUGUUUUCAAUUGCCAGAACUUUUUUGUGGGAACCAAAUCAGCACCCAUGGAGUUCAAGUAAGUUUCAAAUAAGAGAGGAAAAAUUUCCAUUUUUGUCAGAAGCCUGCCUUUUACUAAGGUGUUGCAGAUCUGCAUGAGAAUAGCAAUAGCAAGGAGAAGCUUCUCGAACAAAAGCAUUUGUUCAAUUUCAUUUUUUUGUUCUAGACUUCUGUUUUAGGAAAUGGCCAAGUCUGUAAUUCCUCUCAAGUAGGGAGGAGGAAAAACAAGCAAAAGGUAUUUAGCCUUUGCUAAAUUUAGCAAGGCUAUGAGCAACUGUAAGAUAGAGUUUUAUAAUGUUUAAUUACUACAUCUACACUUAAUGGUUUGGAAUGCCCAUUUGUUGUGUGACUUAAAGUAGUCUGAAGUCAUAAAACAUGGUUGUGUGGAUGAUAACUUGAUGGUCUAAUAGCAAAAUGUUUAUUCAUGCUGAGCCCGCAUCUUCAUUACAUUAGUAAUACUGUUAAUGUAAGCCAUGUGUCUACGCAGGGAAGAAAAACUAUUAUUUAAUAUAAUUUAAAGAGUGUUGCUGGCUUAUCCUUCUGCAUAUGUUACUGAUUCCAAUCACUAAUGGAAGUUUAAAUAGACUGGGUGAAUAUGUAUAACAACUGCUAAAAUAAAUUCCUUGGUGAUUGAGAUAAUUUGUCAGCAAGUGAAGCACUAGUGAAGCUGGUCAUAAGAACAGCCCUUAAUAAAUUGGCUACAUUGUUUUUUCCAGCUUCUCAAAGAAUGCACAUGCUUUCUUUUCAUAAAAAUGGAGUUUGUCAAACACCCAUGAGCCAAACAGAUCGGGUUUUAUAGAUUGGGAAAAAUGCCAGAGAGCUAUUGUAUGUGGGAAGUUUCAGGAACCUGUGCCGUUUGAAUACGUUGGAUAGUUACAUUCUUAAACUUGCGUGAUGAAGAGAGCUGGGCACAAGGGGGUGGUUGGAACUGAAGCUCCUGGAACAUCACAGACACGCAAAAAACAGAAAACUAGUUUACAUGGCUCAGGACUUGGGGAAUCUGACCCAUGCACCUCGCUGGACUGGGGCAGCCUUCCACACCACGUGAUUCUGCGUGUUUUUCAGUUCCUGACUUUAGUAGAUCGAGCCAGGGCAUCUUCUGUUUGUCGAAGGUGGAAUGAAGUUUUUCACAUCCCAGAUCUCUGGAGGAGAUUUGAAUUUGAACUUAGCCAGCCAGCCACUUCUUAUUUAAAGUCUACGCAUCCGGAUCUCAUUCAGCAGAUUAUCAAGAGGCACGCUGACCAUCUGCAGUACGUCAGCUUCAAGGUUGACAGUAGUACUGAGUCAGCAGAAGCAGCCUGUGACAUCCUUUCUCAGUUGGUGAACUGUUCUAUCAAGACACUGGGUUUAAUCUCUACAGCAAAACCAAGCUUCAUGAAUGUCUCUAAGGCUCAUUUUGCAUCAGCACUGACAGUAGUUUUUGUGAACUCCAAGUCAUUAUCAUCAAUCAAGAUAGAUGACACACCCCUUGAUGAUCCUUCCUUGAAGGUUCUUGUUGCUAACAACAGUGAUACGCUAAAACUGCUAAAAAUGAGCAGCUGUCCUCAUGUUUCACCUGCUGGGAUUCUUUGUGUGGCUGAUCAGUGUCAUGGACUUAAAGAGCUGGCUUUGAACUAUUACAUAUUAAGUGAUGAACUGCUGCUGGCUCUUUCAAGUGAAAAACACGUUGAUCUCGAGCACCUCCGCAUCGACGUCGUGAGUGAAAAUCCCGGACAAGUUCAGUUUCACACCAUUAAAAAGCAAAGCUGGGAUGCUCUUGUUAAACACUCCCCCAAAGUCAACAUUGUUAUGUAUUUCUUCUUGUAUGAAGAUGAAUUUGAUGCUUUCUUCAGAGAGGAAACACCUGUUACACACCUGUACUUUGGUCGUGCAGUGAGCAAGGCAAUGCUGGGUCGCAUCGGCAUGAACUGCCCCAGGCUGAUUGAGCUGGUCGUGUGCGCCAAUGGACUUCAACCUUUGGAUGAUGAGCUCAUCCAGAUUGCUGAGCGCUGUAAGAACUUAACAGCCAUGGGGCUGGGGGAGUGUGAAGUCACCUGCAGGGGUUUUAUUGAAUUUGUAAAGAUGUGUGGGGGCAGGCUUACUCAGCUUUCUAUAAUGGAGGAGGUGCUGAUUCCAGAUAGUGAUUACAGCUUAGAUCGGCUUCAUCUGGAAGUUUCCAAACACCUUGGAAGAAUGUGGUUUCCUGAUAUGAUGCCAACAUGGUAAAUUCUCUGUGUGGAUAAAAUGGUGGAAUCAGUGUGUUGCUUUCUAUGCAAAUAAAAAGUUUAAAAAUUAAAUGUGAAAACUUU